AUGGCCUCCGCGGGGGCGUCUGGCGGCUCUGUGACUGAGCUCGCCUCCAGACUAUACGAUGCAUGCAUUAGCAAGUUUUCCGCCGACCAUCUCUUUUACCAACAAGACCUCUUGGGUCUGGACAUUCUUCCGAAGAAUGACCUCCCGCUUCUUCUUCAAUGUACACAAUCACUCGUCGACCAGAAACUAUUCCGACUACUGCAGGGUAAAAAUGACCGGCUGGCUUGGAAGAUUAUCCCCAGGGAGGAUGCCGAAAAACUGCAGAACCUUAGCCCCGACGAAAGUUUGGUCUACAAUGUGAUUCAUUCGACAGGGCGAUCGGGAAUCUGGGUGCGCGCCAUCCAGAACCGCACCAAUCUACACAAGUCUAUCCUCGACCGAUGCCUCAAGUCCCUCGAGGGAAAGAAUUAUAUCAAGAGCGUCCACAAUGUCAAAUUCCCCAGUCGCAAGAUGUACAUGUUGGCCGGUUUGGCACCUAGCGAAGACGUUACUGGCGGCGCAUGGUUUACAGACGGAGUUUUAGACGAGAACUUCAUCAAUGUUGUCUCCGGAUUCAUCGAGUUCUCGGUCAGCAAGAAAAGUUGGUACGAAGUGCCGGCCUCAGACAAAUCCCGCAGCAAGCGGUUAAAGACAGCGGGGGGAAGCGUGACGGUUAAGAAGGAGUCUGGCCAACGGGAAUACCUCCCAUACCCUCCAGGCUACAAGGGAUAUCCCACUAUUUCCGACUUAACCGCGGCCGUCAACCAGAGUGGUAUUACCCCUGUUCGCCUAGGAGAAGAAAGCGUCACACAGCUCCUCGAAAUGCUUUGUUACGACAACAAACUCGUAGCCCUGAAUAACGGCGAAUACUACAAAUCCGUCAAGAACCCAGAAGAAGUCAAAGCCCGGCAAGCACGCAAACCAGACGAGGAUCCAUCCGCCACCGAUGAUCGAUUAGUCCGGAACGGCAUGACAGAAGUGCCCUGCGGGCAAUGCCCUGUCUUUAAUCUCUGCGUGCCGGGCGGCGCCGUGAGCCCGGAGAACUGCGAAUACUUUGAGACUUGGAUUCACGAGAAGAGCCCUUUCUCUUUCUAG
Molecule: messenger RNA, 1074 nt
Organism: Aspergillus calidoustus
Lineage: Eukaryota; Fungi; Ascomycota; Eurotiomycetes; Eurotiales; Aspergillaceae
Source: the annotation of a GenBank genome assembly